Messenger RNA from Aureobasidium musti, 1044 nucleotides. NCBI's taxonomy places the organism in Eukaryota, Fungi, Ascomycota, Dothideomycetes, Dothideales, Saccotheciaceae. The record is from the annotation of a GenBank genome assembly.
AUGUCAUACAACAACUACAACAACAACUACGGCGGUGAAGCUCAAGGCUACUAUGGUGGUGGCCAGCAGCAGGGCUAUGGUGGAGCCCCACCAAACCAGUAUGGCGAUGACCAGCGCUAUGGUGGUCACCAGCAACACAACAACCAAUACGGUGGUCCUCAGCAAGACCAGUACGGCAAUGAGCAACGCUAUGGCGGCUCUCAGUACGAUCAAGGCGGUUACCAAUCACACCAACAAGGCUAUGGUCAGCCCCAGCAGCCCUUGACUGCUCGUGACGAAUACCCCUCUCAGACACACGGUGGCUACGGCGGCAACACUACCUACCAAGGUUCCGAAUCUGCUCCUUAUGCACCAAACCAACCUUCAUACGGUGGCCAACCUGGAGUUGAAGGUGACCGUGGCUUGAUGGGCGCUCUUGCAGGCGGUGCCGCUGGUGCAUAUGGAGGCCACAAGAUGAACCACGGUUUCCUUGGUGCCAUUGGUGGUGCCUUUGCUGGCUCCAAGCUCGAAGACUUUGGCAAGGAACACCAUCAGAAGAAGGAAGAUGAGAAAUACGCACAACAGCAUCAAGGAUACGGAGCUCCUGGUAACUACGGUAGACCCGGCAGAAGAGAUAGCAGUUCCAGCUCUAGCAGCGACGAUAGCAAGAAGCGUCACAAGAGACGCUCUCGCUCCAACUCGCGUAACCGUGGAUUCAACAACCAGCCCUCUAGACGAGGCAACUUCAGCGAAACCGCACGCGACAUCUCACUCGACUACAACACCAUGGCACUCAAGGCCUUCUGCAGACGUCCCGAUGGCUCUGAGCAUGAGACCUAUCUGCACCUCAACGACAUUCUCGGCAACCGCGACGGUAGAUUCGUGUGGGAGAGAAAUGGAAACUUCACAGGCAGCGUCAAGGAGGGCAAGAUUUGGCUGGCAGAGGGUGGAAGAGCUCUGUGUGCUGUGCUCGGUGAUGGACGUGGUGGUUGGAAUGAGCAUGCCUCGAUUGAGUUGGACGAGAGAAUUUCCAACGAGAACGGUCAGUUGGUGUACUUGGGUUAG